Eublepharis macularius is the source of this 4052-nucleotide messenger RNA. It is a transcript of the gene PBXIP1, whose product is annotated as PBX homeobox interacting protein 1. The transcript is spliced from 12 exons. Lineage: Eukaryota; Metazoa; Chordata; Lepidosauria; Squamata; Eublepharidae. The record is from RefSeq and is a predicted model, not a curated record. The coding region runs from base 228 to 2243 and encodes 671 amino acids.
CCUGCCUGCUGCAGGCUGGCUGGAUUUCGGGGUGGAAGUCUGUGCAUUCCCCCCACAGGAGUGACUUGGCAGGGUGGAUUCUCUGAGGGGUAAGGAGCCGAGAAGUUUUGGAUACCAAGUUUCCAACAGGAGCCGGGACUUUCUCUCCAUCCGGAUCUGGGACGAUAGAGCCGUGUGAGCCCCUGGACCAAGGUGGAAGCCGGGGGGUCGCUGGGGCAUGAGCAGAGAUGGCUGACAACUCGGACUCGCGGGAGUCAGAUAACAACAGCUGGGUGAUUGCUGGAUCCGAGGUGCUGCCCGUGGAAGAGCUCAGUGUGGAAACGGCAGAAGAAACUCAGGCACUGACUGAGCCAGCAAAAGAUGGCACCCAAGUCUGCCCUACGGACAGCAAAUUCCCCGGUGGCCAACAUGACCCAGAGGAAGCCAAGCUCAAGGAUUCUGGGGUGGUGCCACCCCCUAGUCCUGGCCCAGCCAGACCUCCAGAGCCCACCCACUUGGAAAGGGAACCCCGGACUCCACCUUUAAAGGAGCCAAGCCCCCAUGAUGCUGAGGCAGGACCCGCACCCGUCGCUGGGGACACCCUGAUCAUCCACAAAGCAGGCCCUCUGGAGGGACGAGCAAGCGCAUCCAGCAGUGAGGAAGAGGCGGCCGCAGAGCACGACGUGGAAGGCCUACGCAGACGGAAAGGCCGCGACGCGCCCCCUGCUCAGCCCGGGAUCUCCCACAAUGGACACAGAGAGGCCCUCAGGAAUGAGGAGGGAGGGUUCCCUGGGACAAAGUGGCUGCUGGGGUUGCUAGCUGUCUUAGGCCUGGGCUUCUUGGCCUUCUCAGGCGCCAUCUUUGAUCUGGAGGACGGCCCUGUGGACAACCUGGGCACCCUGAGUAGCUCAGAGGGAGAGGAGCAGCACCCUGGCAUGGACGGGAAGCAGGACUGGAUGACUUCUCCCCCGCUUGAGCCUGCAAAGGGUGCCAAGCUGCAGCGUGCCAAGGACAGGACUCCGUCGGAGACCCCUGCCGAGCCCCAGAGUUUGGAUGCCAUGGGGGUCCUGUUGGAUAAGCUAGCCAAGGAGAACCAGGAGAUCCGGCUCAUGCAGGCUGAACUGCAGGCCCAGAAGGAAGAGCUCCAGGGCAUGCUGCGCAAGACAGAGGGAGAGGCCUUGGUGUUCACCACCCAGCAGCAGAGCUUGGCUGCGGAGAACUCCAGGCUGAGGGAAUCGCUGCAGAGGGAGACCUCUGCCCUCUCGGCCGCGCAGGCCAAACUACGCCUUCUGCAGGAGAAGCUGCGAGGGACGGAGGGCGCCAAAGCCCGACAGCACGGGGAAGAGGAACCCGCUGUAGAAGAUCAGCGGGAACAGGCUGAGAGGCUGGCACCUGAAACCCGCCGGCUGCGCUCCCUGCUGGAGUCAGUUCGCCACGGCCUGGAGAAAGCCUUGCAGAAAACUCCCCCCGGUUAUGGAGCGGAGGAGCUGCGGACGGAGCUCAGUGCCCUUCAGCAGCAGCUGGGCCAGGAAUUGGAGCACCCUGGAGGCACCAAACCAGCAUGGAGGGAGGCCCAGAAGGCGAGGCGAGGCAAGGAAAGAGCCUGGGCAAAGCGGCAUGAGGGCCAGGAGGGGCCACGGCCUGGGCAUCCUGGCAAGGACCCUCAUAAGUCCUCCAAGGCACCGGAAAACGGGCCUCACCGUCCCCGGAAACACCAGGGCCCACGGGACACCAAGCCAGCCAAGGAGAGGGAACCCCCGAGCGUUGGACGGAAAGCCAAGAAGCCUACGGAGCCCAGUGCAUUGUGGGAGAUGCUGACCCAACACCGUUAUCGGGCUCCCCAGGGGUGUACCGGCAUUGCCGAGUGUGCCCGGCAGGAAGGGCUUGCCCCAGUGCAGAAAACUGGCUUCCUGCGGAUAGUACAGACCUACCUGGCCGGGAUGGGCUGGGCGGAGCACCACGGGGCCUUGGCGGCUGCGCUAGAGGGCUUCUUCGGCAGUGAUGGGACAUUCGCCCACAACCGCACAAGCUUUGUUGAUCUUCUGGAUGAUGUCGAGGACGUGCUAGAGGAUCUGGCAGAGCUGCUGGGGGUCAGCGAAGAUGCGGUUGACGAUUUUGAGGAGGUGGUCCUGAGGCAGCUUGGAGCGGCACCGGGAGGCAGGUUUACUCAGCGAGACAGCGCCCAGCGGAAUCCCAAGGAACGGCCACGCGAGGGUCAUGUUCGUAAGAACGGCAGAGAGGGCAACCACCGAGGCGAAGGCUAGAUCCACGGACCGGCCAGUACUAAUUUGGCUUGAGAUGGGGAGGGGGGAAGUGGACUUUAAUGAGGACUUUUUCUUGGCACACCACAGGAUGUCAGGAGAGGGAAGGAGGAGAGAUUGCUUGGGUAUCGGAAUUCGGCAAGGAAAUAGGCUACUCAGAGCUCUCCCCCUGCCCCACCACAGGUACCAAGUUCUGACGUGGAUUGACCCAAACCCCUCUCCCUCUUUCCUCAUGUCAACUCAAUGCCCACAGUAGUGGCCAGCGGUCGUGACGUGGCCAAUCGCUUCCCCAGUACCAGGGGAAUGUUUCCCCACCCAAGUGCCCUGCCUUUGCCAGUCUAUGCCCUUGAGCAACUAGAAUGAAAUGUUUCCUGAGGACUGAGGAAAACCUGCCCACCGGCCACCGUACAGACCGAGGCGGUGUGACAAAAUCGAGAGAAUUUUCAACCAUCUUAUUUUCCUCUUCAUGCAGCUAAGGCAGGCUUUUGUUUUUGGAAAGUGGGCAUCACCAGAGCUUUUGUGCUUGAACUGGCCUCGAAGGGGCUGUGGCUCAGCGGAAGAGCCUCUGCUUUGCACGCAGAUGGUCCCAGGUUCGAUCCCCGGCGUCUCCAAUAAAAAGGACCACGGUAGAGUGUGAUGUGAAAGACCUCAGCUGGGGAGCAGCUGCCAGUCCGAGUAGACAAUACCAUCAAUAGACCGAUGGCUGAUUCAGGCGGCUUUAUGUGUGCGUUCAUUUGUGUGGCCCCGCAUCUGAUUCUGCAGUUCGACAAAAAGCAUUGCAUUUGUGUGACGACUUCUGAAGGAUGGUAACACGAAGGCCCCUUCCCUUCUUGGCUUGAGUAACACGGGACUGCCUCCACCACACCCCCUCCCUCACAACUCUUUGCACUACGAGUGUGGCAGAAACCAAAUAAAGGCACUAACUGAAAGAAAAAAGGCUGACGGGAUUGAAGGGCGGAGGGAUGCGUCUUGGGAGUGGGGGGCUUUUAAAACUUUUCACCCUGAUUUCUCAUCACCACCCUAGAUACCGGAAUCCUUUCCCUUGACUCCUUCUGCUGCUUCUCCUGACCCCUACAGAAGGAACGAGAGUGCUUCUAAGCAUGUGCAGAGUGCCUUUGAUUAUCAGUUAAACCAAUACACAUACACCUUCUCCACGUUGUGAUAUCAGCAGCUUGCAGGAUGUGUUACACAGGUGUCAGCCAAGUUGCAAAGCCAGAUGUAACCCAUGGGGGACGCUGUUAGAUCCGUCUUCAACCUGUACACAUGGGGAAUCUUGCCGGAAGAGGGAUUUAAAAUUCUAGCCUUUGUAUAUUUUUCAUGUCAGAAGUGCUUCACCAGUUACACAUUACUGGCCCUUUGGUCAUUAUUGUUAACAUAGAACUUCUCUGGACUGCAUCAACCGGGGCAGUCUAGGAACAGUCUUGUCUACAAGCAGAUGGAAAGGAAUAAUAAUUUACAAAGUAUGUUAUUAUUAUCCCCACAACAAAACACCCUGUGAGGUGGGUGGGUCUGAGAGAGCUCUGAGAGAGCUGUGACUGACCCAAGGUCACCCAGUUGGCUUCAAGCGGAGGAGUGGGGAAUCAAACCUGGCUCUCCAGAUUAGAGUCCUGCUGCUCUUAACCACUACACGAAACUGGCUCUCUGCUGAGUUCUGAGAUGCUCAGGAAAAAGGUGGGUCAAUAGAGAAAAGACAGAGAAAUUAGAUACAAUAAAAAGCAUCACUUAUAUGUCUAGUGCAUAUAUAUAUAGUUGGGAACGCCAUGACUUUUUUGUUCACUCCAUAUAUCGCUAUUUUCUGGGCCCAAUAAAAUU